Dichomitus squalens LYAD-421 SS1 is the source of this 849-nucleotide messenger RNA. Its product is annotated as dienelactone hydrolase. Gene Ontology annotation, molecular function: hydrolase activity. The transcript has 13 exons. The coding region runs from base 1 to 849 and encodes 282 amino acids. Lineage: Eukaryota; Fungi; Basidiomycota; Agaricomycetes; Polyporales; Polyporaceae. The record is from RefSeq and is a predicted model, not a curated record.
AUGCUGAUCACAAAGACCUACCACGAUGUGCCCACCAAACUCAGCCCUAAUGGUCGGCCCAUCAGGAUCUUCGUCAUAGCGCCCAAUGUUCCCGGCUACCCCAACGCCAAGUUCCCUGGAGUUGUUGUGUUCAGCGAGAUCUAUCAAGUGACCGGCCCCGUCGAACGUUUCGCCGGUCAGAUCGCCAGCCAGGGUUUCGUCGUCGCCUGUCCGUCGACUUACCACGAAUUCGAAGGCCCCGAGCCUAUCCCCUAUGACGUCGAAGGCACCGACCGCGGAAACAAUAUCGCUGCUCAGAUCGAGAAGGAACUCGCCGCAUACGAUGAGGACGCAACACUCGCCAUAGAUCUCCUUUGCUCCCUCAAGAACUGCAACGGACGUCACGAUCUUAUCGCGCACACAGCUACCGGGAUGUGUCUCGGCGGCCACCUCGCGUUCAGGGCCGCGUUCGACAAGCGCGUCCUCUCCUCUGUCUGCUUCUUCGGGACCGACAUCCACUCCGCGACGCUCGGCAAGGGCAAGAACGACAACUCCCUCGCCCGCGUCCGCAACGGCGACCUCACCGGCAAGGGCGAGCUCGUCAUGAUCUUCGGUAAACAGGACACACACGUUCCUCGCGAAGGGCGGGACCUUAUCAGAAAAACUCUCGAGGACGCCAACGUCACAACCUCGUUCCUUGAGGUCCAAGCACAGCACGCAUUCAUUCGCGACGAAUCAUCCAAAGGCCGCUGGGACGCCGCAUUGACCCGGUCGCUCUUCACCUUCAUGAUGGAGGUCUUUGAGCGUACCAUAGGGCGAGACCUGGGGGAGCGAGUCGACGAUGGAACCAAGAUAGAGCACGUCUGUUAA